AUGGACCUCACCGGCUACUCAGGUGUGAGACAGGUGUGGGACAGGGGGACCGGGACCAUGGACCUCACCGGCUACUCAGACCCCUACGUGAAGGCCUCGCUGAUGGCCGAGGGCCGGCGGCUGAAGAAGCGCAAGACGUCCAUCAAGAAGAACACGCUGAACCCCAACUACAACGAGGCGCUGGUGUUCGACGUGCCCCACGAGAGCGUGCACCACGUCAGCCUCACCAUCGCCGUCGUCGACUACGACUGCAUCGGGCACAACGAGGUGAUCGGGCUGUGCCGCGUGGGCAGCGACGCCGACGGCCCCGGCCGCGAGCACUGGGCGCAGAUGUUGGCCAACCCCCGCAAGCCCAUCGAGCACUGGCACACCCUGGUGGAG
Passer montanus (Eurasian tree sparrow) is the source of this 381-nucleotide messenger RNA. Its product is annotated as synaptotagmin-C-like. Gene Ontology annotation, molecular function: SNARE binding; clathrin binding; calcium ion binding. The transcript has 4 exons. The annotation marks the transcript as partial. Gene Ontology annotation, biological process: regulation of dopamine secretion; cellular response to calcium ion; calcium-ion regulated exocytosis. The record is from RefSeq and is a predicted model, not a curated record. Lineage: Eukaryota; Metazoa; Chordata; Aves; Passeriformes; Passeridae.